Molecule: messenger RNA, 858 nt
Organism: Gastrolobium bilobum
Lineage: Eukaryota; Viridiplantae; Streptophyta; Magnoliopsida; Fabales; Fabaceae
Product: abscisic acid receptor PYL4-like
Exons: 1
Coding region: 1-687 (228 amino acids)
Biological process (GO): abscisic acid-activated signaling pathway
Cellular component (GO): cytoplasm; nucleus
Molecular function (GO): abscisic acid binding; protein phosphatase inhibitor activity; signaling receptor activity
Source: RefSeq, a predicted model, not a curated record
AUGCCUUCUUCUCUUCAGCUGGAGAGGUUUAAUCCUACCACCGACGCCACCGCUUCCGCCGCCAUUGCUAACGGCGUAAACUGCCCCAGGCAGCCUCAAACGCCGCCUCCCGUGGCGGCGCGUCGCCUCGUGAUCCCCCUUACGCUCUGUUUCUCUUCAGGUGUAGCCCCGGACACCGUGGCUCGCCAACACGCGCACAUGGUGGGGCCCAACCAGUGCUGCUCCGUCGUGACCCGAUUCAUCGACGCCCCUGUCUCCGCCGUGUGGCCGGUUGUUCGGCGCUUCGACAACCCGCAGGGCUACAAGAAUUUCGUGAAGAGCUGCCACGUCAUUACCGGCGACGGCAUUAACGUCGGCGCCGUCCGCGAGGUCCGUGUGGUGUCGGGCCUCCCCGCCGUGUCGAGCACGGAGAGGCUGGAGAUCCUGGACGACGAGCGCCACGUCAUCAGUUUCAGCGUUGUCGGCGGAGACCACCGUCUGAGGAAUUACCGGUCGGUGACGACUCUUCACGCUGACGGAAACGGGACACUUGUCAUCGAGUCAUACGUCGUUGACGUACCGCAGGGUAACACGAAGGAGGAAACCUGCGUGUUUGUCGACACAAUCGUACGUUGUAAUUUGCAUUCGCUCGCUCAGAUCGCCGAGAAUAUGACCAGAAAUCGUGAACUCAAUUCUCAACAACACUGAUAAUGGUUCCCAACCAACUCUACCUUUUAUUCAUUCUCUCUCUAUUUCUUCCCUUUUCUUUUUUCUUUUCUUUUCUUUUAUUUAAAAAAAAAAAAAACUGUUUUGUGUCUUCCGGGUUUUUUUUGUUUCGAAUAUGGGUUCGGAUCUUGUUGUAUCAUGGACUUAGAUGUU